Adineta steineri is the source of this 624-nucleotide messenger RNA. The record is from the annotation of a GenBank genome assembly. Lineage: Eukaryota; Metazoa; Rotifera; Eurotatoria; Adinetida; Adinetidae.
AUGGCUACUGAAACAAACGAUGGAAAAUUAAAUGAAUGUUGUUUAACUGAAUAUCGACCAUUAUUUGGAACUCCACAAGGACAAAUUAUUAAAAUUGCUGAUAUUGAUACUUAUCAAAUUUUAGGAAAGGAUGUAACAUCAAAAGGAAAAGCAAUUGUUCUAUUAACUGAUGUAUUUGGUUUAACAAAAAAUCCACGUAUGACUGCUGAUAAAAUAUCAGAAAAAAGUGGUUUUGAUGUUUAUGUUCCUGAUAUAUGUAAUGGUGAUCCAGUGGCUUCUUCAUUUUUAUCAAAUAUGCCCGAAGCUCCAGGAGAAAAGAUGUCUAUCGGUGCUAAAAUAGGUAUGACUGCAAAAAUGGUCACAACAUUCGGACCAUGGAUAAUUCGCCAUCGUCAAGCUGUUACACUUCCUAUCAUAGAAAAAUUCUUGGAGACUCUUCGAUCAGAAAAUGGAGUCAAUCGAAUAGAAGUCGCCGGGUAUUGCUUUGGAGGUUAUUAUGCAGUUUUAGUUGGCGGAGAAAAAUAUAAUCUAGUGGAUGCUGUUGUUGGUUGUCAUGUAUCUAUGAGAGGGAAAAAUGGUUCAGAAAAAUGGAUUUAUGCUAAUAGAGAUGAGAAAAAUGUAUAA